CCUACUUCUUCCUGCCAUUCCCAGUGGAGCCCCAAGAAGAGGAAGAGGCAGAGGAAGGUGAAACAUGGCUGAUUUAAGAUUCCAGAGUAUCAACUGGCAGGCAGCUGCCAACCAGAAUGAGCAUCACACAGACAAAUACAACAGCCAGGAGCUCAUCUUGAGAAGAGGCCAAUUGUUCUAUUUUUCACUGACCUUCAACCGACAUUUUAGUCAUGAAGACACUCUGAAGUUCACAACCUCCACAGGACCCUCCCCCUCUGAAUCGGCCAGAACGAAGGCUGUGUUUCCACUCUCCAGUGGGUCAAGUAGCAAUGGCUGGAAUGCACAGCUUGUGCGCCAGAGGGACAGUACUCUGACCAUCUCCAUCUCCAGUCCUGCCAAUGCACCCAUAGGAUGGUACACAUUGAACAUGCAGAUCUCUUCCCAGAGAAAUAAUGCUACCAUGAAACUCGGGACGUUUAUACUGCUCUUUAACCCCUGGUUGCAAGCGGAUAGUGUCUUUAUGAGUAACCAGGCUGAGAGAGAGGAGUACGUUAUGGAAGAUUCUGGAGCCGUCUUUGUGGGAAGUGCAAAUCGAAUUAACAUGGUUGGCUGGAACUUUGGACAGUUUGAAGGAGACAUCCUGAACACUUGCCUCUCGAUCCUGGAUAAGAGUCUGAAUUUCCGCCGUGACCCUGCUACGGACGUGGCCCGCAGAGGUGACCCCAAAUACAUUGGCCGGGUGCUGAGUGCAAUGAUCAAUAGCAAUGAUGACAACGGUGUGCUAGCUGGGAACUGGAGUGGCAACUACGUCGGUGGCCGGGACCCCAGGAACUGGAACGGCAGUGUGGAGAUCCUCAAGGAAUGGAAGAAAUCUGGCUUCAGGCCAGUGCGAUACGGCCAGUGCUGGGUCUUCGCUGGAACCCUCAACACAGUGCUGCGGUGUUUGGGGAUUCCCUCCCGGGUGAUCACGAACUUCAACUCAGCUCACGACACAGACAGAAACCUCAGUGUGGACGUGUACUACGACCCCAUGGGAAAUCCCCUGGACAAAGGCAGCGAUAGUGUAUGGAACUUCCACGUCUGGAAUGAAGCCUGGUUUAUGCGGAAUGACCUGGGCUCCUCCUACAGUGGAUGGCAGGUUCUGGACUCCACCCCCCAAGAGAGGAGCCAAGGGGUGUUCCAGUGCGGCCCUGCUUCAGUUAGCGGUAUCCGAGAGGGUGAUGUGCACCUGGACUUCGACAUGCCCUUCGUCUUUGCGGAGGUUAAUGCCGACCGCAUCACCUGGAUCUACGACGCCAGCCGUAACAGCUCGAAGCAGACUUCCUCGGACACUCACACCAUUGGCCGGUACAUCAGCACCAAGGCGGUAGGCAGCUACUCACGCAUGGACGUCACGGAGAAGUACAAGUACCCAGAAGGCUCCAAGCAGGAAAGAGACGUGUUUGACAAGGCAAUGGGGAAGCUUAAACCUAACAGCACAUUCGGCCCAACGUCUGCAUCCGAGGCCGGAAGAGAGGAACGGGAGCCCAGCAUCUCUGGGGUAUUCAAGGUCAAUGGCAUACUGGCAGUGGGCAAAGAAGUCAACCUGGCCCUGAUGCUCAAAAAUCUGACAAGUGACAUGAAGACAGUCACGGUGAACAUGACUGCCUGGACCAUCGUCUACAAUGGCACACUCGUCCACGAGGUGUGGAAGGACUCCAUCACACUGUCUCUGGACCCUGAAGAAGAAAUACAGUACCCUGUGAAGAUCACAUACGCUCAGUAUGAGAAGUACCUGAAGGCAGACAACAUGAUCCGUACCACGGCCGUGUGCCAGGCCCCCGAUGAGGCCGAGCUGGUGGUGGAGAGGGACGUCAUCCUGGACAACCCCACCCUGACCCUGGAGUUGCUGGACCAGGCCCAGGUGCGGCAGCCCGUGAAUGUGCAGAUGCUCUUCUCCAACCCUCUGGAUGAGCCGGUGAAGAACUGCGUGCUGAUGGUGGAGGGCAGCGGUCUGCUGCUGGGCAGCCUCAAGAUCGAUGUGCCAACCCUGCGCCCCAAGGAGCGGUCCCGGGUACGUUUUGAGAUCCUGCCCACCCGGAGCGGCACCAAGCAGCUGCUCGCUGACUUCUCCUGCAACAAGUUCCCUGCAAUCAAGGCCAUGCUGUCCAUCGACGUGGCAGAGUGAAGAGCCCAGGUGGCCCCAUAAAAACUUGGGUACCAUGAAGCAAGCAGGGCUUGCCUGUCCAGCCUGGGAAACCCACUUUAUCCCCCAAAGCUGCCUGGACAGGGAGGCCCAGCCUCCAGCACACCCCGUCCCUCACUCCCAUGCUGGGCUGGCUCCACUCUGGCCCGAGACUUGAUCACUUUUGCACGUUCUCUGGCUGUUUCUCCCUGUGGCUGCCUGCUUUGUGAGCCCCAUGGCCCUGCCCAGCCCUCGAGUCCAUCAGUGCGGCAGGAUGCGUGGCACCUGACCCAGCGACUCUCUCAGUGGGCACGGGGAAGAAGACGGUCUGGACUGUUUGCUGAUCCCUAGCCUGCAGUUGGGACACUCCUGCUCCUUCCUCGGGCCACAGAAAAGGGGAGGGUUGGCCAUCUGUCAUGGCGCUCACAUCCUUACACUCCAAAUAAAGUUAAAAAGAGCACAAUCACACAGCA
This is a messenger RNA of Phyllostomus discolor (pale spear-nosed bat), 2619 nucleotides long. It is a transcript of the gene TGM3, whose product is annotated as transglutaminase 3. Bases 65 to 2149 code for a protein of 694 amino acids. Gene Ontology annotation, biological process: peptide cross-linking. The record is from RefSeq and is a predicted model, not a curated record. Gene Ontology annotation, molecular function: protein-glutamine gamma-glutamyltransferase activity. The transcript is spliced from 13 exons. Lineage: Eukaryota; Metazoa; Chordata; Mammalia; Chiroptera; Phyllostomidae.